CUUCAAAUUACAAUACUAUCCUCCUUUUAGGAUAUUUCCAUCGGUGUCUCUACCUCUCGCCCUUUACUGCACCCGGGAACGAAAGACAGAGAAGCGAAGGACAAGCAAUGGCGAGGUCAACGUCAAAGGAUGCUCAGGCCUUGUUUCAUUCUCUCCGAUCUGCUUACUCUGCUACCCCGACAAAUCUCAAGAUUAUCGAUCUCUAUGUGGUUUUUGCGAUCUUCACUGCCCUGUUUCAGGUAGCUUACAUAGCUAUUGUUGGGUCGUUUCCUUUCAAUUCCUUUCUUUCAGCUCUGCUCUCUUGCGUAGGAACAGCAGUGCUUGCUGUCUGUCUCCGGAUUCAAGUGAACAAGGAAAACAAGGAAUUCAAGGACCUAGCACCCGAGCGCGCUUUUGCCGACUUUGUCCUCUGCAAUUUGGUUCUGCAUUUGGUGAUUAUGAACUUCCUUGGAUAGGAUUAGGAUUAGGAUGUGAGAGGUAGCAUUAUGCUGAGUUCAGUUAAUAGGGAGGCUCUCUGCUUUUCUUGUUUCACCGCCCCACCUAUAUAAAAACAAUGAGGACCCUGAAUUGGAAUUUCUUGUUUUGAUUACAAAUGAUACAGAACUCUGCACUGUCACCUCGUAUCAGUUUACCAUACAACUCACAAAGUUUUGCCUUUAUAUAGAUAACUAGCUUUUCAA
Molecule: messenger RNA, 680 nt
Organism: Malania oleifera
Lineage: Eukaryota; Viridiplantae; Streptophyta; Magnoliopsida; Santalales; Ximeniaceae
Product: dolichyl-diphosphooligosaccharide--protein glycosyltransferase subunit DAD1
Exons: 5
Coding region: 108-455 (115 amino acids)
Biological process (GO): protein N-linked glycosylation
Cellular component (GO): membrane; oligosaccharyltransferase complex
Source: RefSeq, a predicted model, not a curated record